This is a messenger RNA of Humulus lupulus (European hop), 3906 nucleotides long. RefSeq names its product exocyst complex component SEC8. Gene Ontology annotation, cellular component: exocyst. Lineage: Eukaryota; Viridiplantae; Streptophyta; Magnoliopsida; Rosales; Cannabaceae. The coding region runs from base 362 to 3559 and encodes 1065 amino acids. Gene Ontology annotation, biological process: exocytosis; Golgi to plasma membrane transport. The record is from RefSeq and is a predicted model, not a curated record. The transcript is spliced from 29 exons.
UUCAAAUCUUGGAUGCUUCGACCUGGCUUCGGGUCCAGUUCAUAAUUCGAACCUCAUUUUAUCUUUUUUUUUCUUCUUUUCUUUGGAUAAAAAUAAAAAUAAAAAACGAUAAACGACAAAGCUCAGUCGACAGCUUCAACCUUCAGCUAUCAAUCUGCUUGGUUGGGGCUAAACUUUGGCAUAACUUUGAUCCAUUAUCGCGAGGUCCAGUAUUCCAACGCCAAUGCGCUUUCUUUUCCGAAUUUCGAUCCGUAUAGGGUUUUGGUAGCUGAAUUGCAUAGCUUGUACGGAUUAUCGGUACAUUUUGCGUUUCGCGCGCUGGAUCUAGAGGUGUUCUCACAAAUUAGAGGAAAGGCUCAAGAUGGGACUUUUUGAUGGAUUGCCUGUCUCUCCCAAUAAAGCAGAAUUAAGGGGAGAGCUUUCACGAAUAGAUGAGAGCUGGGCUGCUGCACGGUUUGAUUCAUUACCUCAUGUUGUCCAUAUUUUGACUUCAAAAGAUCGUGAAGCUGAAGUUCAGUUUCUGAAGGAGCAAAGUGAUGUUGUUGAGGAGGUUGUGGAUGAAGUGGUGCAUGCUUAUCACAGUGGCUUCAACAAAGCUAUUCAGAACUAUUCCCAGAUAUUGCGUUUGUUCAGCGAAUCCACAGAAAUUAUUGGUGUCCUAAAGGUUGAUUUGGCUGAUGCGAAAAAGUGUCUUAGUGCUCGUAAUAAACAACUUCAUCAGUUAUGGUAUCGAUCGGUUACAUUGCGUCACAUAAUUUCCCUAUUAGAUCAAAUUGAGGGCAUAGCUAAGGUUCCAGCUCGCAUUGAGAAGCUGAUUGCUGAUAAGCAGUUUUAUGCUGCUGUUCAAUUGCAUGUUCACUCUACAUUGAUGCUUGAGCGAGAAGGACUUCAGACGGUUGGUGCCCUUCAAGAUGUUCGAUCAGAGUUGUUGAAGCUGAGAGGAAUAUUAUUUUAUAGAGUUUUGGAGGAUUUGCAUGCACAUCUUUACAACAAGGGAGAUUAUAGCUCAGCUUCCUUAGGUAUCGAUGAAAAGGAUGAUGAGGUACCAACCACCACAGCUGUUGCAUAUUCAAUGAAUAAUUCACAAUCUUUAUCUCGAAGGACCAGGUUACUGAAAGGCGACAAUGGAUCAUACAAGGCAGCUUCUGUUGAUGGGGGUUCAUCUUUUGAUGGCCAUGAUGAGGAUGGUGCUUUGGAACUACAUGAUGAAGUUACCUCAGACGGGCAUACAACAUUAGUUAGGGUAAAUGGCGGUGAAGGUUUCCCAAAAGAUGUCAAAACUAUUUCUCGUCAAAUGCCAACCUGGCUUUCAAAUUCCACUCCAGAUGAAUUUCUUGAAACAAUGAAAAAGAGUGAUGCCCCACUUCAUGUAAAGUAUCUCCAGACCAUGGUUGAGUGCCUUUGCAUACUUGGCAAAGUUGCUGCUGCUGGUGCUAUGAUCUGCCAAAGACUGCGACCUACAAUCCAUGAGACUAUCACAUCCAAGAUUAAAUCCCAUGCAGAUCUUAUUAAUUCUUCGAGGUAUGGUAUUGGCCAGACUGCCCAUACUGCUACACCUGGUUUACAUUUCAUGAAGGGGCAGUUAGAAAGCUAUCAGUUGUCAAAGCAGAAGCGUCAAAAUGGGAUAUCGCUGACUGGGACCCUAUUGACAGCAAGCCCUGUCUCACCUGUAAUGGCCCCCACAGGAAAAGCACAGGCUUCGACAAAAGAACUGUUAGAUUCGAUUUUGGACACUGUUGUCCGUAUAUUUGAGAAUCAUGUUGUUGUGGGAGAGAUUUUGGAAUCAAAAUCUGCUCAGUUUGAAAACACAUCAAAGUCAUUGCCAGUAGAUGUAAGCUGGAAUCCCGAUUCUGAAACAUCUCAAGUAACUGGAGGCUACAGUAUUGGAUUUUCCCUGACAGUAUUACAGAGUGAGUGCCAACAACUCAUUUGUGAAAUUCUCCGAGCAACUCCCGAAGCUGCUUCUGCUGAUGCUGCUGUACAAACUGCUAGACUUGCGAACAAGGUUCCUUCCAAAGAGAAGAGGGAUGGGGCAGAAGAAGGUCUCACUUUUGCUUUUCGCUUCACAGAUGCUAGUAUAUCAAUCCCCAAUGAGGGGGUUGAUCUUAUUCGCCAAGGCUGGAAUAGGAGAGGUCCAAACAUAUUGCAAGAAGGUUAUGGGUCAGCAUCUGUCUUGCCGGAGCAAGGCAUAUAUCUUGCAGCAUCUAUAUACCGGCCUGUAUUGCAGUUCACAGACAAAGUUGCUUCAUUGCUGCCAACAAAAUAUUCUCAGCUAGGGAAUGAUGGCUUACUAGCAUUUGUGGAGAAUUUCGUAAAGGACCACUUUUUACCAACAAUGUUCGUAGACUACAGAAAAAGUGUACAGCAAGCUAUAUCAAGUCCAGCUGCAUUCAGGCCCCGAGCACAUACUGCUGCAACUUAUACUCCAUCAGUUGAAAAGGGUCGACCUGUCUUACAGGGUCUUCUGGCUAUAGAUUUCUUAGCGAAGGAGGUGCUUGGUUGGGCUCAAGCAAUGCCUAAAUUUUCUGGUGAUCUUGUGAAAUAUGUGCAAACUUUUUUGGAGCGAACAUAUGAAAGAUGUCGGACUUCAUACAUGGAGGCAGUUCUUGAGAAGCAAAGUUAUAUGCUUAUUGGGAGGCAUGAUAUUGAGAAAUUGAUGCGACUUGACCCCGCAAGUGCAUGUUUACCAAAUGGUGUUGGACAAUCUAACAUUAAUAAUCAUACAGCUGAUGCUGAAACUGUUGAGGUUGAAUUAGAACUAUGUGAUUUAUUGUUAACUUUGCGGCCUAUUAAGCAGGAGAAUCUGAUUCGCGAUGAUAACAAACUUAUUUUGCUUGCUUCCCUUAGUGAUUCAUUAGAGUAUCUUGCAGACUCAAUUCAAAGGCUUGGAUGGACAACUGUGAAAGCUCCAACUCAAGAAGGAGAGAGUGGCAAGAAGAAUCAUACUCAAUUGAGCACUGCACCUUCUAGGGAUAUGGCUUCAUUUGCAGACGAGUAUAGGAAAUUGGCAAUUGAUUGCCUCAAAGUUUUACGUGUUGAGAUGCAACUGGAGACUAUUUUCCAUAUGCAGGAAAUGACAACCAGGGAGUAUCUGGAGGACCAAGAUGCAGAAGAACCAGAUGACUUUAUUAUCUCACUCACUGCACAGAUUAUGCGCAGAGAUGAGGAAAUGGCGCCUUUUGUUGCGGCAGUGAAGCGGAAUUACAUAUUUGGGGGAAUAUGCAGUGUUGCAGCCAAUGCAUCCAUAAAGGCUUUGGCUGACAUGAAGUCCAUCAAUCUUUUUGGGGUUCAGCAGAUAUGCCGAAAUUCAAUUGCAUUGGAACAGGCACUAGCAGCUAUACCCUCAAUUGACAGUGAAGCUGUACAACAGAGAUUAGAUCACGUUCGAACGUACUUCGAACUUCUAAACAUGCCAUAUGAGGCCUUGCUUGCCUUCAUCACGGAGCAUGAGCACUUGUUCACAGCUGCCGAGUACACUGAUCUUCUAAAGGUCCAAGUCCCAGGAAGGGAGAUUCCCGCCGACGCUCAGGACCGUGUAAUGGAUAUUUUAUCCCGUUAGCCUUCUGGGUUUUUGGAUUUGGAUCUACUUUGGGUUUCUUAGAUCAAAGAGGUGCAUUGUUCUUAGGGAAGUUCUCAUGUUUGGGUCACUUCAAGUGGUGGGGAAGGUUUUUUCUUUAUUGUGUUUUGUUGAGGUCAUAUUGUAGUUCUUUAUUAUUUUUUAUUAUAAUUAUUAUUUGUUAAUGUGCAGCAUCAAUUUUGUUCAUUCGUCUUUGCCUUAUGAGAAACUUGGGUUUGUAGCUAUGGCGUGAAUAGAAAAAGAAAAAUGUAAUUUAAAAUUUCAAUUCCAUUAGCUUUUGUAAAUCAUUUCAUUGGUUCUCACAUUAAUAUCUCCUUUUGUUUUUUUUU